CUCGUUUGCACACGUUUCAUAAACACAACCAGGAAGUUCUCGACUUCAGGGAAAUUGAAACUAAAUCACUGUUAGGUUUUUAUGUUUCGUAUUUUCUAAAAUGGCAGAGGCGAGUGUUUCUUUGGCUCAGGAUCAGUUCACCUGUUCAAUCUGUCUGGAUCUACUGAAGGAUCCUGUGACCAUUCCUUGUGGACACAGUUACUGUAUGAGCUGUAUUACAGACUGCUGGGAUCAAGAUGAUCAGAAGAGAUACUACAGCUGCCCUCAAUGCAGACAGACCUUCACUACAAGACCUGUUUUAGGUAAAAACACCAUGCUGGCUGAAGUGGUGGAGAAACUGAAGAAGACUAAACUACAAACUGCUCCUCCUGAUCACUGUUAUGCUGAACCUGGAGAUGUGGAGUGUGACGUCUGUACUGAGAAAAAACACAAAGCUGUCAAGUCCUGUCUGGUGUGUCUGAACUCUUACUGUCAAAAUCAUCUUGAACAACAUGAGAAAUUCUUCAAAGGCAAGAAGCACAACCUGAUAGAUGCCACUGGACGACUUCAGCAGAUGAUCUGCCCUCAACAUGAUAAAGCCCUUGAAAUUUACUGUCGUACUGAUCAGCUCUGUAUAUGUUAUCUGUGUAUGGUGGGCAAACAUAAAAAUCAUGAUACUAUAUCAGUGGAAGAAGAAAGGACAGAGAAACAGAAACAACUGAAGAAGACACAGGGAAAAUACCAGGAGAGAAUCCAAGAGAGUCAGAAGAAGCUUCAGGAGCUGAGAGAUGCUGUGAAGACUCAUAAGCGCUCUGCACAGACAGCAGUAGACGACACUGAGAGGAUCUUUACUCAACUGAUCCAAGCCAUUGAGAAAAGACGAUCUGAGGUGACACAGCUGAUCAGAGAUCAGGAAAAGACUGCAGUGAGUGAAGCUGAAGGACUCUUGAAGCGACUGGAGCAGGAGAUUGAUGAUCUGAUGAAGAGAGACGCUGAACUAGAGCAGCUUUCACACACAGAUGAUCACAUCCAUUUCAUCCAGAGUUUCCAGUCUCUCUCUGUUCCUCCUGGAUCUACAGACUCAGUCAACAUCACUGUCAGUUCUCUCCUCUCUUAUGAUGAUGUAGUGAAAUCUGUGUCUCAUCUGAGAGAGAAACUGGAGGAUUUCUGCAGAGAAGAGAUAGAAAAGAUAUCUGAUAGAGUAAAGCAUAUUGACAUCGUUUCCACCCCUGAACCGAAUAGGGAACAGUUCGUACAAUAUUAUCGUCAGAUCACUCCAGAUCGUAAGACAGUGAAUAAUUGUCUCAGUCUAUCUGUUGGGAAAAGAUUGAUAAGUUACACUAACACAAUCCAGCCUUAUCCUGAUCAUCCAGACAGAUUUGAGGAUUUUGCUCAGGUGUUGUGUAGAGAGAGUGUGAGUGGACGCUGUUACUGGGAGGUUGAGUGGAGUGGUGAAGUGAAUAUAUCAGUGUCAUAUAAGAGCAUCAACAGGAAAGGUUAUAAGAGUUUGUUUGGACGUAAUGAUCAGUCCUGGUGUUUGAUCUGUACUGAAUCCAGUUGUUCAUUCUUUCACAACAACAUUGAGACUAAACUCCCAGUAGUGUCCAGAUCUUCUAGAAUAGGAGUGUAUGUGGAUCACAUUGCAGGAUCUCUGUCCUUCUACAGCGUCUCUGACACAAUGACCCUCAUCCACAGAGUCAACACCACAUUCACUAAACCUCUCUAUCCUGGAUUUAGAGUUUAUUUUGGAUCAGUAAAACUGUGUGAUCCAACAGUAGGCUAUGAUACAGGAUUCUACUAAAUUUUUUGUGGUACACUGUGGGGGUUUUCACACCAGAUUAUCUUUGUCUGUGUUCUGAACCCUGGUGGUUACCCUGCCCCACAUGAAAAAAUACUGUAGCAUGCUAUUGAUUAGAAUUUACUAUAAUAAACUGUAAAGUUUGAAGUAUAUUGCAGUGUAUAAUAAUAAUAAUACUGCAUUCAUUUAUACAUUUGGCAGCCGCUUUUAUCCAAACCAACUUAUAGUGCAUUUCAGGUAUGAAUUUUUAAUCAUUAUAUCAGUGUGUGUGUUCCUGAGAAUUGAACCAAAAAACCAUUUGCACUGCUAACGCAAUGCUCCACACACUGAGUAACAGGAACACCGACUAUAGUAUAGUAUAAUUACUAUAGUAUACUGCAGUAUUUUGUAGUAUAAACUAUGCCCUUUUGAAAGUUAGCCAUGGUUACUUUUCAUAAAUAGAUGAACGGUAAAUCCUGUAGUAUCAUUAAUAUUUACUAUAGCAAGUUUCAAAAGCACUGUACAGUAUUAUCUAGGAAUUUUACUUCAUUUUACAAUAGUACUAUUGUGUAUACUAUACAAUAUUUUUUCUUGUACCUGAUUAAUGCUUCAUACUUAUAAUUUCUAAGGUAUUGGUAAGCCUUUUCAAAUUGCUCAUUGCCUUACCAUCACAAACAACUCAAUCAAUAGAGUAGAUAAAUAAACUAAGUUAUAUGCCGCAACUUUUUUACUUGUCAUCCCAUUUCUCUAUAAAGGAGUGGAUGGCAUGCUGAUGUCCUUUAUAGGCUCUGUCAAGACUUUGAUUUCACAUCAUGCUGUAAAUGAAUGACUAAAGACAACGCAGAUAAAUGAUUGUUGAUGUAAUAACAAAAACGACUCCCCUAAUUUACACAAAGCAUGAUGGGGUGAAGAAAUAAUGUCAAAAGUAAACACACUAGCAUGCAGUACAGUAUUAAUGAAUAAUGUUGUUUUACUCAAUAAAUUGAAUUAACAUGGGAACUGAGUCAUUUAU
Misgurnus anguillicaudatus (oriental weatherfish) is the source of this 2768-nucleotide messenger RNA. The record is from RefSeq and is a predicted model, not a curated record. Lineage: Eukaryota; Metazoa; Chordata; Actinopteri; Cypriniformes; Cobitidae.